CGUAACCAAUGCUCGUGAUUACUUAUAAGAGCCGAGUCCCAGUACUACACACAAGUAUCGUUGCAGUACUUAUUCCUCGAUCCUAAGUACUGAGUUAUGCUCGCCAGGCCCCAUCUCUCCAUAGUUCGUCACAGACCAUUCAGGAAGAUCCAUAUGUCAUCUCUCACUGGACCACGUCCAGUUAACUGGAAAGCGGCUGCCCCCCAAAUACCCAACUUCGCAGCCCAACAGGCCUCUCUUCCUCGGUUGCCAGUUCCAAAUCUCACCGCUACGCUCCAGCGCUUGAAGACAUCAUUGUUGCCGCUGGCACACUCGGAAGCUGAAUUUGCUGAUGCUGCUAGGAAAAUCGAAGCGUUUGAAUCACACGCUGGGUCAGGCAGCCUAUUGCAGUCUCGUCUCCUGCAGCGUUCAAAUGAACGCGAACAUUGGCUCGAGGAGUGGUGGGAUAAUCUCGGCUACUUGGGUUAUCGAGAUUCAGUUGUGGUGAAUGUUUCAUACUAUUAUGGUUUUGAUGGGCAACCUGCCCACCUUCCGCAAAGCCCUGCUGCUCGUGCUGCUGGCCUUGCACGCGGAGCCCUCGUAUUUCGGCAGAAGCUGCUGAGCGGUCAGGUGAGCCCUGAAGGAACGAAGGAGGGUCAAUUCUGUAUGGACACAUAUCGAUGGAUGUUCGAUUGCUGUCGUAUACCUGGCCUCGAGGGACUUGACUGGAGCGUAUCCCACGCGGGUGCCAACGCAGAUGAAUUAGGGCACAUCAUUGUUGUCAGGAAGAACAGGUUCUGGAAACUUAAGGGUAUCGUAAAUGGGCGAAUACUCAGCAUGACUGAGUUAGAAAAACAGAUACAACACAUUUACGACUCUACCACGGAAGAAUACCCAGGAGUUGGCGUUUUGACUGCAUCAAACCGUGACGUAUGGGCAAAGGACCACGCCCACCUGGCUGCGAACCCACAUAACGCAUCUAUUUUGCAUACCAUACACUCAUCUGCCUUCCUUAUCUCCCUUGACAUUGACACGCCUACCUCUCCCAUUGAUCACAGUCGCUCUCUCUGGCACGGUUCGCUCUCAUCCUCUACAUCGGAUGCUCCCGGUCUUAAAAAUCGCUGGGUCGAUAAACCCCUCGAGUUCAUCGUUUUUGAGAAUGCACGCGCCGGGUUCAUGGGCGAGCAUUCCGUUAUGGACGGGACGCCUACUGCCCGCAUGUGUGAUGAGGUGCUUGACUGGCUUGCUGAUCCUGCUUUUGACCUCGGGACCCCCUCUGCUACUCCACCACCAACACCCGAACCAUUAGAUUUCGCGGUAGAUGAAACGACACGCAGCGCAAUUGACAGGGCAUCGAAAGCUGCGUACGAGCUUGCUAAUUCGCAGACACUGUCGUACCACCUCACAUCAUAUGGGAAGGCCGCUAUCAAGGCAUUUGGCGUGUCUCCCGAUUCUUGGGCCCAGAUGAUCAUCCAACUGGCGUAUGCCCGUCUCCUCCGUGCACGAGGGCUGACAAGGGAAGGAGGCACUUAUGAGGCAGCGACUACACGCAAAUACCGGAAAGGUCGGACAGAGACGAUCAGAGUCGUCACCUCACAAUCAGACGCGUUUGUUUCGGCGAUGGACGAUCCUAAUGUCAGCCGUGAGGACCGGAAAAGGCUUUUUGAUGCGGCUGGGAAGGCGCACAUUACACUCGCGAAGGCAGCAGGUACUGGAGAAGGAGUGGAUCGCCACAUGCUGGGAUUGAAACUCUGCUUGAAAGAAGACGAGCCAGUUCCAGAGCUGUACAGCGACGCAUUGUACAAACGUUCCGGAAACUGGGUCCUGAGCACAAGCGCCGUUUUCUCAGACCAUUUCCCGGUGUAUGGAUGGGGUGAAGUCGUACCGGAGGGCUUUGGGGUGGCAUAUAUGACUGGCUACGACGAUCGUCUGCAAUAUACCGUCACCUCGCGGAAGGAAAUGCCCAACCAGGAGUUCAUGGAUGAGAUUGCGAGGGCUGCGGUGGAUUUGUAUGAUUUGCACGCUGGUCAGCGAAAGGCCAAGUUGUAACGCUUUUGCAUGCUGUGCGCGGAGCAACCGCUUUUGCUUCUGCUUUAUAGAAUAUACAAGUUAUCCGCCAAACUCACUCGUCAGCUGGAAGAGGCAAUGAUCGUGGUCAGGUAUAUCAUAUGCACUGGCUAUUAACCAGCCUGGAGAAGGAUUCUAUUGAUCCUAACAACAUGUAGCAUACGCGCACGCUGCACGCGCUGUAUAUGACAGAAAUACAUCGAUAUCAAAUAUUUCGAGUGCCUCGAGCCUUCCUUGCUUUAAUUCUGUUAUCCCAUGGGAGACU
Molecule: messenger RNA, 2311 nt
Organism: Suillus paluster
Lineage: Eukaryota; Fungi; Basidiomycota; Agaricomycetes; Boletales; Suillaceae
Product: acyltransferase ChoActase/COT/CPT
Exons: 8
Coding region: 97-2028 (643 amino acids)
Molecular function (GO): acyltransferase activity
Source: RefSeq, a predicted model, not a curated record